Molecule: messenger RNA, 426 nt
Organism: Clonostachys rhizophaga
Lineage: Eukaryota; Fungi; Ascomycota; Sordariomycetes; Hypocreales; Bionectriaceae
Source: the annotation of a GenBank genome assembly
AUGAAGCUUAGCAUCGCCGUCAUUGCCACUGGCCUCGCGCUUGUUGGCAGAGCCACAGCCAUCCCGCCCAAAGUACAAAAUGAUGACCCCAAUCCCUCUUUUAAACUCGGUAAAUGUGAACCGGACGGUUAUUGUCAUCUUAGAGACGUUUGGGUGCAUACCGGGUAUCGCGCAGAGGUGAAACUAUGGGAGCAGCGUAGCACUCUUGUCCGGUGCGGUAGCCGUUGUUCAAUCGACAAGCUCCCAGUGAUGGAGCCCCCGGUCAACGUUGGGCCGCCCAACCCACUAGCCAAGGGUGCUCCCAAGAAACCAACCAAGGGUGCUCCCAAGAAACCAACCAAGGGUGCUCCCAAGAAACCAGCCAAGCCCGCGCCCAAAAAGGCUCGCCGUAACCUACGCACCGAAGCAAGAGAUAGGAGGCAUUGA